Messenger RNA from Cryptotermes secundus, 5038 nucleotides. It is a transcript of the gene Elp1, whose product is annotated as elongator complex protein 1. The record is from RefSeq and is a predicted model, not a curated record. NCBI's taxonomy places the organism in Eukaryota, Metazoa, Arthropoda, Insecta, Blattodea, Kalotermitidae. Gene Ontology annotation, molecular function: tRNA binding; protein binding. The transcript is spliced from 15 exons. Bases 198 to 4091 code for a protein of 1297 amino acids. Gene Ontology annotation, biological process: tRNA wobble base 5-methoxycarbonylmethyl-2-thiouridinylation. Gene Ontology annotation, cellular component: elongator holoenzyme complex; cytosol.
UAGCGUCCUCUUUCAGGAAUAAUAGUAAAAAUAAUGGGAAUGUGUAGUCGGUUUAUAUAAUUAACUAUAGACUAUUGUAGAUACCACCAAGGAAUCUUUCUCUUCCAUUAAGACGAUUAAGCCGUUUUUCGGUGUCUGAUGGCUGAAGUUGGCCAUGUGAGAAUGUGGUGUGUAGCUGAAGUGAGUUCUUCUAGGUUAUGUGUCGUAUUUAUUCAAGAAAAAUGAGGAAUUUGUUUUUAUAUCACCACUUACGUAGUGAUUUUCAGACCAUUAGUAGCAUUCAAUGCUUUUGUAUCACUGGUCAUUCUGAAGGAGCAUAUGUUUGCAGUGAUAACGUAAUUUACAAGUUAUCAGCUGGAAGUGAACAAUUGGAAACUUUGUGCAGCCUUCAUGAAUAUUACGACACAUACAUUCCUACGGUUGUACAUAUAAGUUUCAGUUCAAUAAGAGAAUGUAUCUGCCUGGCAUUUAAAAAUGGGGAUGUUUUAACAAUUGAGUCUGAUUCCAAAGAAAUACAGUGUGUGGGAUGUGUAGAGAGCGGUUUGAAAGCAAUACAGUGGAGCCCUGAUCAAGAAAUAAUUGUUAUGGUAACCGGUCAGGACACAGUCAUAGUUAUGACUGGAACUUUUGAUCCUGUUACAGAGGUUGAUCUCAAUCAAAAUAAUUUUGGAGAAAAACAGUUUAUUACUGUGGGAUGGGGAAAGAAAGAAACACAGUUUCAUGGGUCAGAGGGCAAAGCUGCAGCUCGUGCUGUUCCAAAGCCAUUUAAACAAAUACCAAUUUUGGAUGAUGGCCAGCCCCGGAUUAGUUGGAGGGGAGAUGGAAGCCUCUUUGCUGUCAGUACUGUCAACCCAGAAUCAAACUCUCGCCAGAUACGUAUAUUUUCACGUGAUGCAGUAUUACAGUAUACAAGUGAGCCUACAUCAGGGUUGGAAGAAGCUCUUUCUUGGCAACCAUCAGGCAGUCUUAUUGCUUCAUCACAGAGACUACCAAAUAAACAUGUUAUUGCUUUUUUUGAAAAAAAUGGGCUCCGACAUGGAGAAUUUUUGCUACCAUUUGCCCCAGAUGAAUGUAAGAUACGCCUUCUUUCUUGGAAUUCUGAAUCAACUAUACUUGCUGUGUGGUGUGAAUACACUACAGGUAAAAUGUGUCUCCAGUUUUGGACAGUGAGUAAUUAUCAUUGGUAUUUAAAGCAAUGCCUCAGUUUCUCACCUGAAAGGAAGCUUUUGGGAAUGGAAUGGGACAUGUUGCAUGGGAAUCGACUUCAUAUAAUGUGUGAAGGUUUGUGCUAUAUGUGCUAUGAUUUGUGUUGGAUUACAAAUUGCAGCAUAGGCAAUACAGAAAAUGAUGGAGCCUUUGUGGCAGUAGUGGAUGGAGCUAAAAUUCUCUUGACCGCAUUUCGACGUGGAGUUAUUCCACCACCAUUAUGUGGACAAACACUGCAGGUGGCAUUGCCAAUAAAUAGUGUAAUAUUUGCACCCUGUAAGAAAGUAAACAACAGUUGUGCCACAGAUAAACAAGAUGAUUCCAACUUCAAUUCAAAUGAUUUGUGCACUAUUUUGUGUGACGGAAGUGUGGUAGUGUUUACUGAGUCAUCAUCAACUAAAUGUCAUAUACUGUUAAAUGCUUGUAACUUGAAUGAUGAAAAUGCAGCAGACUUACACCACUGGUUGUGGAUUAAAGAAGAUACAUUUCUUUGUUGUCGCACACAUGGCAGAGUUUCAUACUUAGUGGAAAUAUCACUUGAUCUCCAUGCAGGGAAAAUGAGUAUUAGAAAGGAAAUUCCUGCUGGUGGUAUAGUUUGUUCUAUUGUGUCAGCACCAGACAGCUCAGGAGCUGUUGUACAGCUAGCAGAUGGCACUUUGUUGAUCUAUAGUUUGGAUCAAAAUGAAAUGGUGAAGUAUUUGACACCUCUUCCUGAAGCAUGUGAGACAUUACAGGUCAGUCAUAUAGAUGGCAAGGAUAUAUCACUGGGACUCAGUAGACGUAAUCGCUUAUAUGUGGAUGGUCAAGAAGUGGCCAACAAUGUGACAUCAUUUGUGGUACAUUCAGAAUUCAUUCUACUGACAACUCUGAAGCAUGUGCUCUUGUGUGCUCGCUUAAAUGACAAGGGUUUGCAGUCAUUAAUAAGAGGGCAGUGUGGGCCAGGGCGGCGCAUUGAGAGAGGCGCACGACUGGUGACAUCUGUUGCAGGAGGUACUUGUGUUGUACUGCAAAUGCCGAGGGGGAAUCUAGAAUGUAUUCAACCACGCCCUCUUACACUACAUGUUGCAACUGUUCAUCUUGACGCUGGACAGUAUGGACCAGCUUUUCAGCUGCUCCGAAAGCAACGCAUUAAUCUGAAUCUCCUAUGCGACCACCAACCUAUGGAAUUCUUAGCAAAAAUUGAGCAUGUUAUAAACGAACUAAGAGAUCCUGCAUGGCUGUCAUUGUUCCUGUCUGAAUUACAGGAAGACAGUGUGGCACAUAGUAUGUAUAAGGAAUACUAUGCACAUUUGGAUCAGCUACCUGCCACACUGAAUAAUAAGGUCCAGGCGGUGUGUGAUGCAAUGCGUGAUGCUAUGUUGUGCCGGGAAAAUGCAGACCAAUAUCUACUGCCUAUACUUACUAGCUGUGUUCAGAAACAGACAGAUAAGGAUCUAGAAGAUGCAUUGAUUAGAGUGAAAACAGUGAAAGAAGCAGAGAGAAAGAAUGCCAAUCUUAUGGUAUCAGCAGAUGAUGCAAUGAAGUAUCUCCUGUACCUGGUGGAUGUAAAUCGCUUGUAUGAUGUUGCACUGGGACUUUAUGACUUUGAUUUAGUUAUGCAAGUUGCUGCCAAGUCAAACAAGGAUCCUAAAGAAUAUCUGCCCUUCCUCAACAAGUUACGCAGGAUGGAUCCAAAUUAUAGCUACUUUGUCAUAGACAAACAUUUGAAACGAUUUGAAUCGGCCCUUAAUCACAUUGCACUCUGCCAGGGAGACGAAUAUUUUGAAGAGUGUCUGAACCUUGUAAAGACACACAAACUUUAUUCAAAGGCCCUUGAUAUUUUCCCUAAAGGAAGCCCAAAGUAUCUGGAUAUAGCAACCAUUUAUGGAGAUUAUCUUAUGGACAAGAAGUUAUAUCAUGAAGCAGGUGUCAUGUACACAAGAGCUCAGGAAUACCAGAAAGCACUGGCAGCAUACCAAGUAGCUGGAGACUGGAGAGAAACAUUACUUACUGCAAAUCAGCUGCAGUAUAAGGAGAACAAGUUGCAUGAAUUGUGCCAGGAGUUGGCGUCAAGUUUAAAAGAUAGACGCCAGUUCAGUGAAGCUUCGAAGAUUCUCUGUGAUUAUCUAGGUGAUGUGGAGGAAAGCAUUGCUGUAUUGGCUCAAGGCAGAUUGUGGAAUGAGGCUGUUUGGUCUUCUUAUCAUCACAAAAGAGCUGAUAUGAUAGAGACUCAUGUGAAGCCAGGAAUAAUGGAACACUUGGAGCAGCUAACGUCCCAAUUCAUGAGUGCUCAAAAGGAAUUCAUUACAUAUAAAAGUAGACUAAAUGUGGUGCGAACAAAUAAAGAGCAGCGUCAAAUAGAAGAAAAAGAUGGUGACCCGCUAGAAGAAUAUGACAUAUAUUCAGACACGAGCAGUGUUAUGGCAUCAACUCUUCAUGGGUCACACAUCGGUUCCCAAGUAUCAAUGCGCAGCAGCAGAUCAAGUAAGAACAGACGUAAGCUUCAGCGGAAGAUGUUAAGUCUUAAAGAAGGAAGUGUGUACGAGGAAUUAGCAUUGAUUCGAGCCUUGCAUCAGCUCAUUACAGCUACUAACAAUGCUACAGAAGAAGUAGAAAGCUUAUGUCGAGUGUUACUCAAGUUUGACAAGGAUAAGGAAGCAACAAGCUUGCAGAAGCUUCUUUCAGAUCUGAUGCAAGAUAUGGACAAUGCCAAGAAUGAAAUAUGGACAACUGAUCUGCUGCAGCAGCCACAAAUGAGCUAUGGUUCUGAUGCAACAGUCAACAGUAUAAUAAACCAACACCAAAGUGCACUAAACCCAGGUCUUGCACUGUUAGAGCCACAUUUUAGGUUCCCACCACAAAAUAAAAGUAUUAGCUGGAAGAUCAGCAUACUCAAUACAGCAUGAAGACGUGGACAUAUCAGGUGAACAUACCAUCAGGAUUUAUCCUGCAGCAGUACAGGGAGCAUUCCAUAAUGGCCUUCAUGAGGCUGCACAUUUUUGUUGAUUAAUUCUUGGAAAUUCUGUAUCCUUCACCACAACAACCAUCUGUAGCAAAUGCUCAAGUUUUGCCCUCAUCAGUUACCCAGCAGGCAAUACAGAAAUAGGCUGUAAACCGACUAUUGUGUUUUAUGUAGUUGAAGUGUCUGAGAAUUUUAUAGAUAUAAACAGACAUUCAGGCACACACUUGCAGAUUUUAAGUGUUGGUGGUUAGUUACUGAUAUCAAUUCUGUUUUUGGGUAGUGAUACUGUGUGGUUGUGGGUAAUGUUGCUGACAUUUCAGGGGUACAGGAAGCCUCCAUUUUCAGGGUCAAAGUGUGUAGGUUGGUGAGUUGCUUAUGGGGAGAGAGACAAGACUCACACACACCCCCAUUCUUUUUUUAAAAGGUAGGGUGUAAAGGGGAUUGGUAUCUUGAGUCCACCAGUAGGAACAGUGGACAGGGAAAAGCUGUUGUCAUCAUCAACCACAACUACACUGUACACACACACAUAUUCUUUUUUUAUAAUAUGUGAAUGUUGAUUUUGUGUGAGUGUUUAUUCUUAUGGAGGUUGUUUACCAAAAUAUAACAUACAUAUUAAUUCCCAUAAUUAAAAUAUUAUUGUAAGCAUCUGUCAAAAGCUGCUUGCAGCAUCAGAACUAACGUACAAUGCCUGCGUCCCUGAGUUUGGGAAAUGAGUGCCUGGGAUUCAUACUGUUAUAAAUGUUAGAGCAUAAAAAUUACAUAAUUUUCAUAAAGGAAAUGAGGCAAACGUAUUUUUGUUCAUUUCCAUGACUGAUGUAAGUUUUGUUGCUAUACUUAACAUGCUUUUUUUUAUUGCUAGUGGGGUGGGACUAAGCCCCUUGUACUGUGGCC